Messenger RNA from Vicia faba (fava bean), 1365 nucleotides. The record is from the annotation of a GenBank genome assembly. Lineage: Eukaryota; Viridiplantae; Streptophyta; Magnoliopsida; Fabales; Fabaceae.
AUGAAUACUCUGAUCAAACAAAGCAAAACAACUAAAAACCAAGAUGGAGAUGAUCCAUGUAUUGUGUUAGGAAGUAAUGUAGUAGAUCAACAUUUGGUCAAUAACAAUAUAAGUGAAGAUGUCGAGCACUGCAAGAAGAAAAAGAAGAAGAAACGGAGUGAAGUAAGCAAACAUAACGAGUUCAAAAGCGCUCGAUGUGAAGAUGGUGAUGACGGAAAGAAAAUGAAAAAGAAGCCGAGACUAAUUCAAGGAAACAUGUUUAACGAGUGUAAUGAUUGUAGAAGCAAUGAAGGUGAAGAUGGAGAGCAGGGCAAGAAGUUAAAGAAAAAGGAGAAGAAAUUGAGUGAAGAAAGCAAACAUAAGGAUUGUAAUGAGGUCAAAAGCAAUGAAGACGGAGACAGUGAUCAAGGAAAGACAACGAAGAAGAAUCAACUUACCAACAAGAAAAGUAAACCAAAACGGGUAACUUUUUCUGAGCAAGUGGAGGAGUUUUGUUGUGAUGGCUUAGUGCGUGGGAAAAGGUAUACACCAGAAGAAGAUGAGAAGAUCAGAGCAUCUGUUCAUGACUUUAUAAAAUUUCAUGGUUUGGGAGAUGAAGGGGUAGAUAUGAUUCUUCAUUCCCAGAAACACUCUUCAAUUAGAGGCUGUUGGAAAGUUAUUGCAGAAGUCCUACCUGAGAGGCCUAUGGAGAGUGUGAUUCGUCAUGCUCGGAAGUUGUUUGAAACCAAUGAGAGGUUUAAGUGGACACCUUAUGAGAUUGACUUUAUACGGAAAGCGCACGAGCAAAACGGACCUAAUUGGAGGGCAGUAGCUGACACUUUGGGUAAAAGUCGAUAUCAAAUAGCAGAUGCUUGGCACAAGUUAAAAUUUACAAAAAGAAAGAAAGGACAGUGGUCCCAAGAGGAAUAUCAAACUUUAUUUAAUUUAGUAAACAUUGAUCUGCGCAUGCGGGCUUUAGAGCCUUAUAGAAAAUCUAAACAUGGUAUGUUGCGAGAUAAUAUUUGUUGGGAGGCAAUUGGUCACAAGUUAGAAACCCGAAACAGCGCAGUUUGCUGCAGUAAGUGGUAUAACCAGUUAACAUCGACAAUGGUUGCUAGUGGUGAUUGGUGCGAUAGCGAUGACUUCCGCUUGGUAGAUGCUUUGUAUGCUUUGGAUGCUUGCAGCAUGGAGGAGGUAGACUGGGAUGAACUACUUGAUCAUAGGUCUGGUGAUGUAUGCAGAAAACGAUGGGAUCAAAUGGUCCAACAUAUUGGGGAUCGUGUAGGGAAGUCAUUUAUUGAGCAGGUUGAAAUUCUUGCGAAGAGAUUCUGCCCAGACUUAUUGGAAGCAAGAGAGACUUUUGACAACAAACCUGUAAUUUGUUGA